Messenger RNA from Gongylonema pulchrum, 276 nucleotides. The record is from the annotation of a GenBank genome assembly. Lineage: Eukaryota; Metazoa; Nematoda; Chromadorea; Rhabditida; Gongylonematidae.
AUUACGUCAAUGUGUCUUGAUCGCUACGGCUCGACGCUUUUUGCCGCUUCGACAGACUCGAGAGUUUAUCUUUAUACCGUUCAGGGAUCGUCGAAACAUCCGAGUCAGCUCAUUUCCGUUCGCUUCUUUAUCAUUUCUAUUGAUAUAUUGCAAGGAGUCAAACGAAAGGCGUUUAACGCGUUUGAUUUUCGGAUUACUGCCUCGCCGGUAUCGGAUCAUGUGAUGUUUGGAGGAGGUGAUUCUUAUGCCGUUGUUUGGGAUUUACAGAACGCCUGA